UGUGAGUAGAAGCUGGCUACGUACUUCCCCAUUGCUGAGGUAGGGAAACUUGAGGAGGAUUCUAAGAACAUCCUGGACAUCCUGGAGAAAGCCUUUGAGAGUAUCCGUUCAAAGAUAAACAUCCGAGCUGAAGAUAAACCGAAAGCCAUGAUGACGGAGAUCCUGUCAGCCAGUGGCCAGAGCGCAGAGGCCGGAACUUUCCGCCUUCCGCCUGGACAAAUCGGCCAGUAUAAGCUGAAGGUGCAAGCCAGUCAGAUGUUUGAGGACGAGCCAGUGUGCCAGGCAGACUCUACUGUCCGUGAGGGCACCAUGAGGGUGAAGCCCACCACCUUCAGUAAGGCUCUGCAGCUCCAAGCCAAAGUGCUCUGCCCCGUGUGCAAGUGCGAGUCGUUGAAGUCUGUGAAAGCCCAGAGAUGCAAUCUGCAUGGAGACCUGGUCUGUGGAAAAUGCCAGUGUUACGAUGGCUGGUUGGGUCCCUACUGCAACUGUUCGGCCACUGCCUCGAACGCCAACAUGGCACGCUGCAUCAAGCCGGGCGAGACGGAGCCCUGCUCUGGGCGUGGUGACUGCCUGUGUGGCAACUGCGUCUGCUACAACCCCAGCCAGAUCGAGGGCGAGUUCUGCCAGUACGACAAGACCCAGUGCACACGUUUUGGUGGAGCCCUCUGUAAUGAUCGUGGCCUCUGCUCCAUGGGAAGCUGUACGUGUGACAACGGCUGGAAGGGCCUAGCUUGCGAGUGUCCAAUCAGCAAUCAGACGUGCCUGGACAGCAAAGGGGUCAUGUGCAAUGGACGAGGUGUGUGUAAGUGUGGUCGCUGUGAGUGUCAGGCGUUUGACAUGCCCCUUGGCCCUACCUGCGAACUCAGUGUCCGGGCUCAGCUGGGCAUGUGUGAGGACAGGCGGGCCUGUGUCCAGUGCCAGGCCUGGAAGACUGGGGAGAAGAAGGACUCGGAGGAGUGCAAAAACUGUCCCUUCAAGAUCAUAAUGGUGGACGAGCUCAAAGACAGGGAACAGGUGUUUGAGUCCUGCAGCUUCCGUGAUGAGGAUGAUGACUGCACCUAUCACUACACAGUGGGAUCAGAUCCCAAAAUUAAGGAGACUACUGUGGAGGUGCUGAAGAAGAAAGACUGUCCUCCUGGUGGGUUCCUGUGGCUCAUCCCUCUCAUCAUGUUUCUCAUGCUUUUGCUGGGACUACUGCUGCUCUGCUGCUGGAAGUACUGCGCCUGCUGCAAGGCUUGUUUGGCGUUGCUUCCUUGUUGUGGGAGAGGUCGCACUGUGGGCUUUAAGGAGGACCACUACAUGCUGCAGCAGUCUCUGCUGACGUCGGACCACCUGGACACCCCCAUGGUCCGCACUGGGCCCCCGAAAAGCACAGACGUGGUGCGCUGGAAGAUCACGGACAACGUGCACCGUGGACCCGACCACCCUCUGGCCCGAGUCCAGCCCAACCCUAAAGAGACCAUCCAGUUCCCUCUCUCGCUGCGGCUGCAGCGGCUCUUCUCCGAGAGUCUGUCUCGCCCAGAGAGUCGUGACGCUGAGGCCCUCCGCCACGAGGUGGAGGAUAACCUGAAUGAAGUGUACAAGCAGAUUCCUGGGUCUCAUAAAGUGACCGGCACUGCCUUCAGGACACAGAGAAAUGCUGGCAAAAGGCAGAACAACACCAUCGUGGACACGGUUCUUGCUGCUCCUCGCUCCGCCUACCCCGACAUCGUCAAGCUGACCAACAAGCAGGUGCAGGCCAGUACCUUCAGCAACAUGAAGGUCGUCCCGGGCUACUACACCGUGGCAACAGACCGAGAGGCUAUGGGGGCAGUGGAGCUACAGGAAGGUGUGGAGUCUGUGGACGUGCGUGUGCCACUCUUCAUCAAAGACGAGGAUGAGGAGAAGAAACAGCUGCAGGUGGAGGCUCUCGAUGUGCCCCUCGGCAUUGCCAAGCUCGGCCGCAAAUUCGUCAACAUCACCGUCGUCAAGGAGCACGCCAAGAGCAUCCUGACAUUCCUGCAGCCUGCAUACACAUACAGCCGCCAAGAAGGCGUGGCUAACAUCCCCAUCAGCCGGGAGAUCAUUGAAGACGGACGCACACAGGUCACCUACCGCUCCCGUGACCUCACCGCCAAGGACAAGAAGGACUAUAUGACCGUGGAGGGCGAUCUGACUUAUCAGCCGGGCGAGACUCAGAAAAUGGUUCCCGUAAAGCUGCUGGAACUGGGCGAGGCCGACGGUCUGCUGGAUGACCGGCAGGUCAAACAGUUUGUCAUGGACCUGAGCAACCCGCGCCAGGGAGCCAAGCUGGGCCGAUACCCACGCACCACCAUCACCAUCGCAGACAAGCCUGAGCCCAGUGUGAUGAUGUUUAAGAAGGGCACCCAGACCUUCACGACCUCUGACCCUGUCUACAACAUUCCCGUGGUCCGGACCCGGAACCUGGAGGGCCCGGCCACCGUGCACUGGCGGACCCGAAAGGCGUCUCGCUUUGAGGUGUCUGGCCCGCUGAAGUUUGGCCCAGGCGAGAGCGAGAAGAACGUUGUGAUCGACGCACGCUCCCAUCCAGGGCCCAUCAACCCAGAGACCUUCCAGCUGGAGCUGUUUGAGCCGGGCCCCAACACCGCCGUGGGAGAGAGGAAGACCACACUGGUCAACGUCACUGACCCUGGUGGCGAUAUGAAAACCCAGGACAUGAUCCCGCUGCAGAAUAUGGGCUUCAUAAACCAGCAGACAUCUCCAGGAGUGCCCACCAACAUCAAGGCCAAUGCCACCGGCCCCCGGAACAUCCGCCUCAACUGGAACCCAAUGCCUGGGGCCCUCGGCUACAAGGUGAAACACUGGAUCUACGGAGACCCGGAAGAGGAUGGUCAGGUGACCGAUGUGAAGUCGCCCCAGGCUGAGCUGACCAACCUGUACCCGUACUGCGACUACGAGAUGCGGGUGCGCAGCUACAACGCCAUGGGAGAGGGAAGCUACAGCGACAUGGUGCCCUGUCAGACCCUGGAGGAUGUGCCCAGUGAGCCGGGUCGCCUGGCCUUCAACGUCCUCAGCCCCACGGUCACUCAAGUGAGCUGGGCUGAGCCCGCGGAGCCCAACGGCAUCAUCACAGACUACGAGGUCAUCUACACGCCCAUCGACGAGGACAGCAAGCCCAUAGGCACGGACAAGAAGGUGAAAAUUGACAACGCAAAGAAACGCAUGUUGCUGAUCGAGAACCUGCAGCCCCACCAGACGUACCUCUACAAGGUGCGGGCCAAGAACAGCAUUGGUUGGGGACCGUUCCGCGACGCCACCAUCAACCUGGCAUCGCAGCCCAGCAGACCCAUGUCUAUUCCCAUCAUCCCUGAUAUCCCCAUCGUGGACGCGGAGGCGGGUGACGAGUAUGACAGCUACCUGAUGUACAGUAACGAGGUGCUGCGGACCCCUAACAGCUCCAAGAGCCCCAGUGUGGUCGGAGACGACCAUACGGUGAAUGGCAAGUGGGACCAGAGUUUCCUCUACCCCGGCGGUUCCGACUCUCUCACUGGCUCCCUCUCACGCAACAUCAGCUCCGCGUCGUCCAGCUACAACCAGCUGUCGAACCUCCCCCACGCCAACUUCAAACACGGAAACUCUGCCAGCAGCAUGACCAUGGAGACCACCAACACCUACGUGUCAGGCCAAGGGGGCUCGAUGUCACGGCAGGUUAUCUCAAAAGGCGGAGUCCCUGCCAGAGAUGUGAUUAUGAGGAAGCGCUCUGAGAACCGUGGUUACUAUGACGACAACGUGCGGGAUUCCAUCGUUAUGGGCGAUUUGCAGGCUGGAUUCAUGGACAGCAUGAGUGGCUCAGGCUACACUAAGACCCUGACCAACUUCAGCAUGACUGCCGGCUCCAGGGGACGCACGCAGUCGGAGGAUGUGAACGAGGCCCUCAUGAACCUGGACAGGGUGCUCCUGGAGUCCCGGACGAACCCUGGUGUCCCCGACACCCCGACCCGCCUGGUGUUCUCGGCUCUGGGGCCCACGGCCCUCAAGGUCAGCUGGCAGGAACCCCACUGUGAGAGGGACAUCCUGGGCUACUGCGUCCUCUACCAGCUGCUCAACGGAGGCGAGAUGAAGCGCAUCGAGGUGACCAACCCGGCGCAGAAUUCGGUGGUGGUGCAGGAGCUGCUGCCCAACCACUCGUACGUGUUCAAGGUCAAGGGUCAGAGCCAGGAGGGCUGGGGGCCAGAGAGGGAGGGCGUCAUCACCAUCGAGUCCGCCGUCGACCCCAACAGCCCCCUCAGUCCCAUGCCUGGCUCUCCGUUCACUCUGAGCACGCCCAGUGCCCCAGGGCCGCUGGUGUUCACUGCCCUGAGCCCCGACACGCUGCAGCUGAGCUGGGAGAAGCCGCGGAAGCCCAACGGGGACGUCCUGGGCUACGCGGUCACCUGCCAGCAGCUGCACGGAGGAGGUGACUUGCGCUCCUUCCAGGUAGGCGGUGACAAUGCCGAGACGAGCCUGACAGUGUCUGACCUGCAGGAGAACGUGCCCUACAAGUUCAAAGUUCAAGCGCGGACCACCCAGGGCUUCGGGCCCGAGAGAGAAGGCAUCAUCACCAUCGAGUCCCAGGAUGGAGGCUCCAUGUCUCAGUAUAACAGUCAGUCCAUGAGCAGUAGAGAGGUGUUCCAGAUGCCAGGGGAAUCCACCACUCACACCAACGUAACACACACCAAUUUCAGUGGUCCCUACUUCUCUGGAGAUAUGCAAGAGGUCACAGGGGGCAUGAUGAUGACCAGUCAGCGUAUGGAGAGCAGUGGAACCUUCACACGUCAGGUGAUGCAGGAAGUGGUGCAAAGGGGCGUGGUCUCCAGCACAAGUGUGACCAAGCGCACGGAGAAUAAAUACUACGAGGCCUAAGGACACACACACACACACACACACACACACACACACACACACACAACACACACACACACACACAAACACAUACUCAAAGCCAAUGCAAAAGGGACAAACUAGUUUUAGAAACAGGUCAGCAAUGUUACCUGUAAUUUUCCUGGAAACAAACAGAUGACCCUUUUGAGAGACCAAAGUCUGUUACAGCCUCAGUAUGGCAUGACAAACCGUCUUCCCUUGUUCCCGCGUCUUCAGGGUCACCAUGGGAACACACAGGUCUAUUCAGUUCCGUCUCGUUGUAGAACUUGAACUCAUAUCAUCUCAAAGACCCUUCACAGAAACUGCAGUCCUACCCUCCACCUCCAAGGGCAGCACCACAGGGCCAUUGCAAACUGCCUCAAGUGCCCUCUGAGGAAGGGUAUUAACGGCUCACAAAUGCCCUCUGUGCCCUGCCCCCAACCCCUUGGUCAGAAGCUUCAUUCACUGUUCCAUUUGAGACCUGCACCCCUUGUUC
Messenger RNA from Alosa alosa (allis shad), 5356 nucleotides. RefSeq names its product integrin, beta 4 (gene itgb4). The coding region runs from base 148 to 4863 and encodes 1571 amino acids. The transcript is spliced from 34 exons. Gene Ontology annotation, molecular function: integrin binding. Gene Ontology annotation, biological process: cell communication; cell-matrix adhesion; integrin-mediated signaling pathway. The record is from RefSeq and is a predicted model, not a curated record. Lineage: Eukaryota; Metazoa; Chordata; Actinopteri; Clupeiformes; Clupeidae. Gene Ontology annotation, cellular component: membrane; cell surface; integrin complex.